AUGUCCCCUGCCCACAAGCUUUGCAUGAUCCCUGGUCCCAUUGAGUUCCACGAGGAUGUUCUCCAGGCCAUGGCCACCCCCGCGACCUCCCACGUCGCCCCCAACUUCAUCCCCGCCUUCGGCGAGUCGAUCGAGCUCUUGCGCAAGGUUCUCUUCACCACUGGCCAGCCCUUCAUCAUUGCCGGAUCUGGCACCUUGGGCUGGGAUAUGACCGCCUGCAACUUGGUCGAGGCCGGCGAGGAUGUCCUCGUCUGCAACUCUGGUUACUUUGGUGACCGCUUCGGCGAGUGCUUGGAGACCUACGGUGCCAAGGUCACUCACCUCCGCGUCCCCAUCGGCGAGUCCCCCAAGUUGGCUGCCGUCGCCGCUGCCUUGAAGGCCAAGAAGUUCAAGGCCAUCACCAUCACCCACGUUGACACCUCGACCGGUGUCCUCUCCGACAUUAAGGGCAUUGCCGAGGUUGUCCGUACCGAGUCCCCCGAGACCCUCGUCAUUGUCGACGGUGUCUGCUCUGUCGGCUCUGAGGAGAUCCGUAUGGAUGCCUGGGGCAUCGAUGUUGUCGUCACCGCCUCCCAGAAGGCCCUUGGUGCCCCUCCCGGUCUCUGUAUCAUGGGUGUCUCUGAGCGCGCCAUUGGCGUCUUCAAGGCCCGCAAGACCCCCGUCGCCAACUACUACGCCAACUGGAACCGCUGGUUGCCCAUCAUGAACGCCUACGAGUCCCGCAAGCCCUCGUACUUUGCCACCCCCGCCGUCCAGAACGUCUUUGCCCUCCACGUCUCUCUCAAGCAGAUCGUUGAGCAGGGUGUUGAGCAGCGCUUCGUCGCCCACAAGGAGGCCUCGGCCAAAGCUAAGAAGUUCAUCCACGACUUGGGUUUGACUCUUGUCCCCACCAAGGUCGAGCACGCCGCCAAUGGCAUGUCGGCCGUCUACUACCCCGAGGGUGUCGCUGCCACCGACUUGUUGCCCAAGCUGGCUGCCCACGGCAUUGUUGCCGCCGGUGGUCUCCACGUCGAGAUUGCCCCCAAGUACUUCCGUAUUGGACACAUGGGUAUCUCAGUCACCGAGCCCGAGCGUGGUCACCUCGAUGCCACCUUGAACGCCCUCAAGGCCUCCUUGGCCGAGUGCGGCUACAAGGGUGCUCUGUAA
Linnemannia hyalina is the source of this 1146-nucleotide messenger RNA. The record is from the annotation of a GenBank genome assembly. NCBI's taxonomy places the organism in Eukaryota, Fungi, Mortierellomycota, Mortierellomycetes, Mortierellales, Mortierellaceae.